Molecule: messenger RNA, 1856 nt
Organism: Homo sapiens (human)
Lineage: Eukaryota; Metazoa; Chordata; Mammalia; Primates; Hominidae
Gene: RAB5C
Product: RAB5C, member RAS oncogene family
Exons: 7
Coding region: 303-1052 (249 amino acids)
Biological process (GO): endosomal transport; plasma membrane to endosome transport
Cellular component (GO): endocytic vesicle; synaptic vesicle membrane; melanosome
Molecular function (GO): GTP binding; GDP binding; GTPase activity
Source: RefSeq, marked validated
GGAAGUGGAGGCCGGAGCCUGGGACACCGCCGGCGGGGAGAGAAGCGGAUCCCGUCCGAGCCCCGGCCCCAAGUAACGCCGCCGCCCCGGAGCCGCCAGGCUUCUAGAGAUAGGCUCCUCAUGUGUCUGCAAUUCCAAAACUUAACAAAAACAAAAAGUUGAGCCUCUGAAGCUGUCACUAACCAAGUGAUUCAGAUGUCGGGACUGGAACACCAGCUGUUGGGGAUGCAGGACUUGGUCUCUGCCCUCCCACACCUCCUGCCUCUUCUUUCUCUCCAUCGCCCCAUCUCUGCCAGUAGAGAAUGGAACUGAGUUGGAGGUCCCCCUCCCCACUAAGUGCCUCUUUGCAUAGCACCAGUCCCCACCCGCACGCUCUCUGGACCACUACAGCUGGACGGGCAAUGGCGGGUCGGGGAGGCGCAGCACGACCCAAUGGACCAGCUGCUGGGAACAAGAUCUGUCAAUUUAAGCUGGUUCUGCUGGGGGAGUCUGCGGUAGGCAAAUCCAGCCUCGUCCUCCGCUUUGUCAAGGGACAGUUUCACGAGUACCAGGAGAGCACAAUUGGAGCGGCCUUCCUCACACAGACUGUCUGCCUGGAUGACACAACAGUCAAGUUUGAGAUCUGGGACACAGCUGGACAGGAGCGGUAUCACAGCCUGGCCCCCAUGUACUAUCGGGGGGCCCAGGCUGCCAUCGUGGUCUAUGACAUCACCAACACAGAUACAUUUGCACGGGCCAAGAACUGGGUGAAGGAGCUACAGAGGCAGGCCAGCCCCAACAUCGUCAUUGCACUCGCGGGUAACAAGGCAGACCUGGCCAGCAAGAGAGCCGUGGAAUUCCAGGAAGCACAAGCCUAUGCAGACGACAACAGUUUGCUGUUCAUGGAGACAUCAGCAAAGACUGCAAUGAACGUGAACGAAAUCUUCAUGGCAAUAGCUAAGAAGCUUCCCAAGAACGAGCCCCAGAAUGCAACUGGUGCUCCAGGCCGAAACCGAGGUGUGGACCUCCAGGAGAACAACCCAGCCAGCCGGAGCCAGUGCUGCAGCAACUGAGCCCCCCUUGCCUGCCCGCUGCCCCCGCCUCCUCCGCCUGAAUGACCCGACUGGAAUCCACUCUAACCAAUCGCACUUAACGACUCGGGCCACCACUGGGGGGGCAGGGGGAGGGGUCCACCAUGAUUUCUCCAUAUAAUUUUGAUCAUAGGCCGGAGUGAGUCAUUCCACCUGCACCUUUCUGUACAAAUACUAAUUCAAUUUUAAGUCUUAAGUCACUUUUUUAAUAUAUAUGAUCUUCUGCUCUUCCCACUUCCUCCCCUUUCUACUGCUCUCCCAUUUUCCCUUGCUGGGAGUAGCCACAUGCUCUUGCCCCCCAACCCUUGUAUAUGGGGACAGUGGGGUCAGUGCAGCUACCCUUUCUUUCCCUCCUGCGGAACAGCGGACCCAGCAAGAGCAUCCACAUCCUCACUUUGUUCGGAGUGGUCUUUGGUUUGGGCGGUGGGGCAGACCUUGGGAAGGGGCUUAGGAAGGGAGAGGCAGCUCUUCCUUCAGCUGGCUCUCAUCAGGCUGCAGCCCCCUCCCCGCUCCCACCUCCCUGCUGGGAAACCACAGCAUUAUCACAGCAUUAUUGUGACAGCCACGAACCCAUUGCCCACAACCCCUCCACCCUCGGUCACCCCAACCUCUGGCUCUGAGCCCUGUUCUGACCAAAUCAUGAUGAUGAGUAUUUGGGGGUGGGUGGGUAAGGGGGGGAGUGGGAGGGGACGGAACCAACUUUUUCUGUAUUUUGUAUUGUAUGUUUUCUUCAACAUGUAACCAAUCAGUAUCUUGUCAAUAUAGUCAGCCGAUCGAUCGACCUCA